UUGGAAUCUAAUUCGAUAAAUUUUAAUAUUACAUUUAGUUUCUUAAUCAUAAUACACACAAAUCGAAUUGAUUAGAAGUGAAUCAGCAGGACAAUAUUAUUAGGAACAAGUUCCAUCUGAUACUUUUUAGUAUCCACUUGCACAAGUCUAACACAUGUAUCUUUAAUUACAAAGAAUACAGUUAAGAGGGCAGAAACCAGAAGUUAAUGUAAAUAAUCUAAAAAACCACCCUGCAUUAGGUUAACUAUUUAGGAUAAUUAUAAUACGUAAAAUUUCCUUGGAUUAUAAAAAUGAAUUUCUUCUCUAAAAUAGGGAAAAACAUAUCAAGUUCAAUAAAGAUAUUAUUUGUACAUGAUCCUGUAUUUGGAUAAGUUUUUAGAUCUCUUAAAUUAACAUUAUCGAAUUUGAAUUGUGUGCCAUCAUAGUAAGUUGAACCAUAAUAGGUAGAAUUGACAUAAAAUGAGACACCUGAUCCUGCUGGUAUUGAAUUACAGAAAACCAAUUAAAUCUAUGCUCCUACUGUAUAGUUCCCAGAAUAUAUAUUCAUAGCAACAUAAGCUCCUUCUCUAAAGUGAAAUACUCCGUAAUUAUA
Molecule: messenger RNA, 592 nt
Organism: Paramecium octaurelia
Lineage: Eukaryota; Ciliophora; Oligohymenophorea; Peniculida; Parameciidae
Source: the annotation of a GenBank genome assembly